Messenger RNA from Anisakis simplex (herring worm), 963 nucleotides. NCBI's taxonomy places the organism in Eukaryota, Metazoa, Nematoda, Chromadorea, Rhabditida, Anisakidae. The record is from the annotation of a GenBank genome assembly.
AUGGCUUUAAGCGCCCAAGAUCCACUAGCAAGUGGCAACAACGAUGUGAUCCGAAUACGCGAUCGAAUUCAGAACAGUCCUGAAAUUGCGUCCUCUAGAGCUCCUUCAAUUCUAAUCAACCAUUACUAUUUAAUCGCCUAUACAAUUGUUAUUGGAGCUUACGUGUUUGCAUUUGGUGAAUAUUUGUAUUUUCGAUUGACGUCGAUAAUAUUCCCCGAGAAAGUGAUCUAUCAUUCGCUGUGUGAUAAGAAGCAUUCGGAAGUUGUCGGUAAAGAUGCUUUACAUUACGCCAUCAUUAUUGUUGCGUUCUGCUCGGUGGCAUUCUUUCAAAUUAUCUGUUUUUUUGGUUUAACGAUCUCAGAGAAAUGGACCAUUUGCACGUUACCUGAUAUUGAUAAUAUAGCUCAUUUAAGACACAAACUCGCAAAACAUAUCAAGAACACAAUGAAUAAUACUGUCUAUCCCACGUUCAUGAUAGUGUGGGCUGUGAUAUUUUACAUGAUCGGGGUGCGAGAUUCAGUAGAUGCAGUCGUGUCAUCAGUAUCACUAUAUGUAUUCGAUGUUGUCUUAUUCACUUAUUUCGUUUCAUUCCCAGUUAUCGUUUAUAUUUAUCAUCCUUUCGCUAGAAAAAGUGCUGCAAUGUUAUUCGCACGUAUGCACAAUACUAGCAAUGAUAUCAAUAACAACGAACGCUCACCGGGUGGUAACAAUAGGCUGUCAGUUCAAGAGCUGCGAGCCGAUCGAAGCCUAGUGGUAUCACUGAACGCUCGUUCACCGCCAUUAGCCAGUCCCGAGCUGUCGUUAUCACCCACUCCGAGAGUUUUAUCUGACAGUCACUUGUUACCGUUGUCUUCUCGAUUGUACACUUAUAAUAAUACGAACUGUAACAUCGAUGAGCAUGACUAUUACUCGCUUCAACAGAGUCAAUUUCGUCGCAAUGUCAGGAUUACAACUACUGUGUGA